This is a messenger RNA of Anarrhichthys ocellatus (wolf-eel), 2055 nucleotides long. RefSeq lists its product as uncharacterized. The transcript has 5 exons. The coding region runs from base 177 to 866 and encodes 229 amino acids. Lineage: Eukaryota; Metazoa; Chordata; Actinopteri; Perciformes; Anarhichadidae. The record is from RefSeq and is a predicted model, not a curated record.
GCGCUGUGUGGCGUGUGUUUACCGAGUGGAGUGGGUUCGAUCCCCACUUGCAGAGAGAGAGAGAGAGAGAGAGAGAGAGAGAGAGAGAGCGCGCAUGUAGACUGUCACACACGUAGACCGUCCGGGACCGAGCAGACAAUGACGAGGAGCCGCUCUCCGUUUCCUUCUCUGCUGACAUGAGAGGCUUCGUGUUGAGCCUGGUGAGUUCAGGAGGAUUUCUCAUUGAGACGUUGACAGUUCACACAGAAGAAAUGUCCACAACUGCAAGUCCAACCAUCCCCUCCUCACAGCUGACUUCGGAUCAGCUCACAGUGGUCGCUGCAUGCUUUUCCUCUCUGGUGUUCUUUGUGGUUAUUGUGGUGCUGCUGUCCGUCAUUUAUCACAAGGAUCUUCAGUGCUGCAAAUGCUGCUCCUACCAGGGGCCACGUGCAGAUAUGCACGCUCCUCCUCAGUACUACAGCAGCAGGCAGACACUGGUGGGAUCUCCUUGUCUCGAGCCGACUCAGAUCAUGGUUGACAGCACUCAGGCGGAUCAGCUGUUCUACGUCGGCCUGCCCUCCAGCUACAGCCUGCCCACACUGGAGGGCCCCCUGCCGAGGCUCCCCUCCUACGAGAGCGUCCGAAAGAAGGACCGCCAGAGGCAGAUCCACAUGAUGAUCGCGGACCGCUUCGGCCUCAAUGGACCCAUUGUGACCGAGCCUCCUCCUACUUAUGAAGAGAGCAUCCGCCCCUCUAUGGAGCUGCCGUACGUCAUCCUCUCCUCCAGCCGGGACAUCUCUCCUCCUCAGAGCAUCUACACCAGCACCGGGCCCGACACGCCUCCUCCUAUCACCUCUGACACCAACAGCGCUGUUCUACCCGUGUGAUUGAUUACUGAAGCGAGCUUCUCUACGAUGCAUGUGAGAGACAUGUGAAAGCUUUAUAAACAGAGGAAGUUACCAAAAAAAACCACACGAGACUUGUUGGAGACUGGAUCACGACUGGAUCCUUCAGUUACCUCAAGACUUUAAGACGAGAGUUUAUGUUGAGAUGUUGAUGAAGGAGCAACCAAAGAGGAGCUUCGGGAAAGGACAGCUGUGGCUCGGCACGUUUGAAUGUUAAGAACACUUAACGACAGGUACUGUACUCACUGGAGAAUCACUGGAUAUUAAUAUUUACUGAGGUGGCUGGUACACCUUGAAGAAGAAAGUCACGGACUACAUGAAACCAAAAAGGGAACCGCUAUUUACUUUGUUGAUAAUACUGUAAGCGAACAGCUGUCUUCUCUUUUAUUGUGCUGUCCCUGAGCCAGAAGCCUCAUUGUCAGGUUUGUAAUGUUAUCAGACACCUGUUUGUUUCUGUCGAGGCCGAGCACGUAGGUCAGCCUGUGAGAGGGAGAGUUCAGAAAAGGUGCUGAUGAGAGUGCCUUCAUGAAGUUAUUAUAAGACAGGUGUUUGUUUUUUUACCAUGCUUAUUUUUUCAUUUAAGGCCGAUGGGACUCUGGAUGAUUUCUCACUUAUUUAUAGCUAUCGACACAUUGAUUUGUUCUGUUCUCCAAAAGGUUUCAAGGGGCAGAGUGAAGAAAUGAAAACAAUAACAAGUCCCGAUACCAACACUUUGUCUCUGGGUGACAUUGGAUGCUGAGAACGGAUGUGAUGUUUAUCUGUGUUAUGUCUCACUGUGUGGAAGUGAUCGUUCUUUUAUGUGUAAGGCAACAUCAGGCUUGAGUUAGACAUUGUUUUCCUAACUUUAUGAAACAAAAUGUAACAAACAAACACAUUGAUAUAAAUGCACUGAAUUGUUAUUUAUUAAAAUAAUGCUAUCCAAUACCAGAUCGUCCCAUUGUCACGGAAAACAAGCUGUUUGAGUCAGUAUCAGACUGAUAUCAGUAUCAGUGAAGCUCUGCUUCCUUGCUUGGUUUUUCUUGACCACAGGUUAUUGUUUUGCGACCUACCAUGCACACAUGCCAAAUGUUUGUCCCGCACAUUGUCAUGUACUCUAUUUAUUGAAGAAAAAAGAGUGGCUCCACAUUAUUAUUUCUGAAAACAAAUGUAAUAAAUCCUUUCUUUUUUGUUG